Messenger RNA from Silurus meridionalis, 5237 nucleotides. It is a transcript of the gene swt1, whose product is annotated as SWT1 RNA endoribonuclease homolog. The coding region runs from base 122 to 2953 and encodes 943 amino acids. The record is from RefSeq and is a predicted model, not a curated record. Gene Ontology annotation, cellular component: nucleus. The transcript is spliced from 19 exons. NCBI's taxonomy places the organism in Eukaryota, Metazoa, Chordata, Actinopteri, Siluriformes, Siluridae.
UGUGUACGAGUGGCUUGCAGGAGAGUAACAUUGGAGAAGCUAAAAUAGAUUCAAAGUCUGCUCCAGGAUUAUUGCUUAUUAGAGCUUCUCCACUUCUCCAGUGGCUUCAACUACUGAAAACAUGCAGGCAGCAGCGAUGUCCAGAAAAAAGAGCAAAUCCAAGAAGCAUAAGAAAGAGCGAAAGAAACGCAGAUCAUCACCGUCGUCCAGCGAGGAUCAGAGAAAAGAGGACAUGGAGAGACACAGAGGCAGUACCAGGGACAAGAGCAAGCGUGUGAGAAGCACAAGGCCUGAUUCUCCAAGAUCAUCUAGAGACAUCAUGGCGAGAAGUGAAAAGUACAAAAAUUCGGAAGGAGAAAGCAGAAAGGCGAAAUCAGAAGUAAAUAAAGACUCUCGUGGCCGAGAGCGCAGCUCAGUGAAGGACUCUUCCUCAGAAGCUUCUACAUCUACCUCAAGAACGAGCUCCAGAAGCCAAAUCCCUAAAGCACCAGCAAAAGACUUGGGUAGGAGAAGGUCUUCUUUAAGUGAGCCUGGAAAGAGUGCAGCUGAGGCAGAAGAAAAGAGAAGAAAACGAAGGGCAUCAAAAGAAGAUGAUCACCCAGUCGACAAGCGAAGAUCCAGCAAAGAACCAGCAGAUGUUUGCAAAGAACCAGCAGAUGUUUGCAAAGAACCAGCAGAUGAUGGCAAGCCAGAGAGACUUGAGAAAGUGGCGAAGGGGUGCAGGAGGCCAAAUGAAGAACGUGUCGCAGAAUGGAAAAGCAGCGGUCGUGAGAAAAUCCAGAGCCAACCCACGUCCAAACGCAUAACGUCUUCACUUACACCAGAUAUCAGACAGAAAACAGAGGGCAAAGGUCCUCCUGAGUCACCCUCAUCCUCCAGUGACAAGCCAUUAACGCCGUCUUCUUCCUCUUCUUCUUCUCUUAAAAUCUCUUUUAAGAUCCCGAAGAAGUCUAGUCUUGUAAAAGUAGAGACGAGUUGGAGAAAUGCUGCAAAGUCUCCCAUCACCAGCAAGACUUCGAAAAUGAUAGACUCUCCAGCUAUGAAGGUUACCCCAGAACACACUAGAUUGAGGUCUACAAGGUUCCUAGAGGUUCCUUCUCCGGUUCCUUCUCCGGUUCCUUCUCCAGUUCCUUGCUAUGCUUCUUCUCCAGUCCAGCUAGAGCAGACGAGCAGAAUGAACGAGACCCAGAGCAGCAGUAACGCUUCGGUAGAACAUGCUAGCUGUCCUGAUGUUUCUACAGAGAGCACGGAAACCACCAAUGACGAUUUCGAGAUGCAGAUAGCUGAAGAGUUGCACCUGGCCCGCUCUAACAAACAACUGCAUACGAAUGUGGAGAAAAGUUACGGAGAGCUGACCAGCAUGGACGUCGACCCGGCAACCGAGAGCUCCACCAUCGCACUCGGUUUUGUGUCUCGAACAAGUCAGAAGCAAUACCAGGACCUGCUCAUUGUGCUCGACACCAAUGUUCUCCUCAGCCAUCUCGACUUUGUGAAGAAGAUUCAAUCCCAUGGGCUUGGAGCUCUGGGAUUCCCAACACUCCUGGUUCCCUGGGUGGUUCUUCAGGAGCUCGACUCGUUGAAAAGUGGCAAACUGUCUAAGAACGUUGAAAAAAAAGCCCGGCCAGCUGUUGACUACAUCUACACCUCGCUGAAGAACCAAGAGCCGCGUCUCUGGGGCCAAUCCAUGCAGCAAGUAUCUCAAGCUGCCUGCGGCCUGAAGGCCGAGAAUAACGAUGACCGAGUGCUGCAGUGCUGCCUGCAGUACAAGAUGUUGUAUCCAGAGGGCACUAUCAUGCUGUGCACGAACGAUAAGAACCUGUGCAGUAAAGCGCUGCUGAGCGGAAUCCAGGCUUUGAGUAAAGCCGAUCUACAGGAGCAAGCGGAAGUGAACCCCGAGCUCCUACAUCAACGCUACAGCCACACUUCUGCUUCUCCACAUCACUCAACACCCUAUAAACCACCCCAGGAAGUUGUCGAAGCGGAGAAGGCAGAAAGGUCAUGCGGAGAGGUGGAGGAGAGCAGGAGAAAGGAGACGGAGAGGGAAUUGAGCGAGUGCGUGUCUUUGCUGGAGAGCAGCCUGCAGAGCGCCCUGUCGGCCGUCCUGGAGGAGGAGAUGGAGGCUGCGUACGAAGAGCUAUGGCUAGAGAUAGUCUACGUGAAGCCUCCCUGGAGUCUCGAGGCUUUGUUUCAGUGUUUUGAGAAGCACUGGAUCGCUGUGUUUGGAGCCAUUCUCAGAAGAAGUCUGAUCAAUUGUGUGAAGACGCUUAGCAGUUUUUUCCACACAAAUGUGUCUGUGAAGUGCAGCUCCUUUCUAAAUGCAGUGUCUAUAGCCGAGGAGCUUCUUACUGCGCUGCGCCACAGGUCUCCAUACAGUGGCCAUGUAGACUCUUCCCUCAGUUGUCUGAAGAACUUAAGGAACAGACUGCAAGCCAGGACUCCGAAAUCCCCAGAUGAUGACCGAGACAGUGACAUUGUAAUGGCUGAUGCUGUUGAAGACGUAGCUCUGCCUCCACAAGUUUCUCCCCAGGAAGUGUGGGCUUUGUUCGAGAGCAUCUGGCAUAACUUAUGCAACUUCAGCUCGGCUGUUUUCAAAGCACUUGGCUACUCUCCAGACUCAGUGGGUCCAGUAGAGUCAUGCUCCAUGUCGCCCCCCCAGGACCCCCUCAGCUGCCUCCACAGGCUCCAUGCUGCUGUUGAGCAACUGCUUGAAGCUUUUCAACGGUUAUUGUCUGCGGGCAGCACCGUAGAAGAUGCUCAGGCUCUACUUACCUUCAUUAACACUAGUAAGAUCACUGCCGUGGAACCACGCUUCACUGCCGAGGACCUGUUUGAGUGCCUGUCUCACCAGGAGUACAGGGAGAAGCUGUCUGUAGGAGGAACGCAGCUGAUGGGACUGCGAGGGAAACUGCAUCAGUGCGCAGCCACCGUCUGCAAUACACCUUCUCUGUUAUAGCCCAGAUUUAUUACAAAUAAGCCCACAUGCUCUUUCCCAGUCAGCUGCUUCAUAUUCAUCUGAUGAAUACUGUAAGUAAAUAUUUGCUGACUUUAUAACAAGACCUCUAAAAACCUCAUGAUCUGAACGCCAUUACAGCGUGCCUUUUUCCAGUCAGUGUGUGAGGUAAAGUUAAUCAUUCAAGGUGUUGUGUGUUCGUGGUUUUUUUUUUUGCAUGUCUGAGGACCAGACUGUAAAACAAAUCCGAUAUCUACACCUGAUACGACUAUUAGAUUGUGUUCCUAGACUUUUUGUAUCCGGAAACUACCUCAGAAUGAAAAGGAAAAGAAAAAAAUGCAGCCAUGUUUUAAAGCCUUAAAAACCUUUGGUCAAAUCGGGUUCAUUCAUUCAGUCACUUUUUACGUUGCCUUUUAAUUGUUUAUUUAUUGUCAGACUUUUGCCUUUAAUCAAAUUGCAUUUGUACUACAUGAAAUCCGUUCAAAGGUUCGCACUGAUUGUCAGACGUGAGGAGAAAGUUCUAGAAAUUUCAACUGAUUUUUUUUUUUUUACAAUAUAUUUUGUAUUGGUUGAAAAAUGUUGCCAGUAAAUCUAUUUAUUUCUGCUUUAUAUGGUGUGUGUGUCAUCAAACUUGCUUCCUGAGGAAAUGAGGAUUAGAAACGCUUGCUCUGAAAGGAUCAGGAGGGGCGCUGGAGAUUACACCGACUCUCAUGAACACCGGUAAGAUCUAUGACACGAGCGAGACGAGAUCAGGAUCUUUAAUGGCAUCAGGGUCGUGUUCACAUUUAGUCAGGAAUGUUUAUGGUGUAAAUCUGAGAGGCUCAUUAGUGGACGAUGGUGUUUGGGUGUAAAUUCAGAAAUUAGAAAUUUUACAAAUGCAGGGGAAAUCAGGAAUAAAUCUGACGUGUGUGUGUGUGUGUAUAUAUAUAUAUAUAUAUAAACACACACACACACAUCACAGUCAGGUGUCUGCAUACUUUUGUUUGUGCAGCUUAAAGGUCCACCAGGUUUCUUUCACUUCCUGAAAAUGUUGCUACUGUUGGAAACCUUCCAUGGGAAAUUCAUCAGGGGAAUUUUUGGAAAUUUACUGGGAAUUGAUGGGAAUUCAUUAGAAAAUUUGGGGAUAUAUAAACUCAUAUACAAGUAAAUCUAAACAUUUUGUUGACUUGCAGGAAAUCUAAAACAUUUUUGACUUGAUUGAUCAAAUUUAAUCACAGCACUAAACAGAAAUGUAUAUUUAUGUAAAUUCCCACCCAGACGGACAGGAUUCAAGAAAUGUUGUAUUGCAUUAUGGGGGGGAAUGUGCAGUGCGUGUAGGGGGCGUGGCCUCAGUCGCCCUGCAGCAUGUGAUUGAUAAAUGUGCAGAAUGGGGAUUUUGCAAUCCUACUUUGUGGUAAAAUGUCUAAAAAGUGUGUCGAUGAUUGAUUUUGGGAAAACCCUAAGCAGGAUCAUUAUUAGUAGAUGUAGAAUGCGACAUUAGAAGCACGUUAAUCCCAUGUGAAGGUGUCAGUUGGAAAAAAAAAAAAUUUGGUUCAUUAAACCAAAGCAACUCGAGUGCUUUCAUGACUCAUCCCCUGGUUAUGUGGCGACAUCAGAGUGCCUCUCAGGCCUUUCGGAAACAUCCUUUUAAAUCCCUAUAACCCACAGCUUUGACACUGUGGCCUAAUUCCCCUAGAGCGACCAGUGUGUGCGUCACUUCUGCCUAGCGAGAUAUAAUACUACUGAAUGAGUGCAACUGAGGAGGGAGGGGAUUGAUAAGCACCACUCUGAAAAUAAAUAAAAACAGUACAAGCACACAUUUCCUGGCUGAUAAAUACGUGCACCUUCAUGUACCUGGUGCGAAAAAGGACACAUUCAUUAAAUUAGAUCCUCACGUAACUCGCAUUAAGACUGCUUCAUUGUGGGGGGAAAAAAAAUAAUAAUCUAUUCAUUACCGUGCACAUAAUAGUUUGUGUUCGCACAUCCCCCAUGAGCCGGUUUGUAAUAAAAGGACGAGACAAGUUUGAGGCUGAAAUGGUCUAUUUGUUAAUAUAGGAUGGCAACAAGUGAUGUACAGAAUCUUGCUCAUUGUUUUCAGUAAAAAAAAAAAAAAAAAAAAGUUAGUCUAACUGCAGAUUUGAGUUAGCAGGAACAUUGUGUGUGUGUGUGUGUGUGUGUGUGUGUGUGUGUGUACACUCAUUCAACCAAACUGGCACUGAUUUAAGGUUCGUGAGUCUGUGUAGCUCAUCUAAUCGAUCAGCAGUAUAUCAAAAAUAUAUUUAAAAAAAGGCCAUCGUUAGCGACUGAA